UCACCUUGCUGAAUUUAUAGCGAAACCCUGCCGAAAUCGUGAGAGAGCACCUCGUCUUCGGAGCUGAUGGUUGCGGAGAUCGUGGUAGUUGCCAGAAUUUAUCAAGUGUUAGACUUCGUCACAGAAAACCAGAUAGAGAUUAUAGGUGACUCUGAUCACUGUUGGUGCCGCGCUUCUUGUAGUGAAGACAUAGUGGAGAUGUCGUCUGAAGGAACUCUAAGUGUUGGAGGAGCAGAGGGGGUAAGGGACGUUAGUUCGAGUUCGAUCUCAACUUCGAGCUCGAUCUCAACUUCGAGCUCGAGCUCGAGCUCGAGUGGGGGAAGUGGGGGUAGGACCUCUGUUAGUGGGGGAUAUAAGGGUCGAGAGAGUAGCCUUGUGCCAACCAACAUUUUAGAGGUUGGUGAGAACCGGGGGAAGUGCUAUAAUGAGAGCGAGGAGGUGGUGGGGGAGGUGGUAGGGUAUGAAUCGUGCUGGAGGUGCAGGGGAGAGCUAGGGCACUUGGUAGAGAACUACAGUAUCCUACCUCAUGUGCUGGUAAGGCUAGCAGGAGGUGAGGAGCGAGCGUGUUCGGCUCCAAAAGACCAUUGGAUGCCACUAAACGCGCACUACCUGGCAGCUGGACUUCAGUUCCCAAUUCUGGAGUUACUGGUAACGCUCCUGAAGAAGUAUGGGUUGGGGUUAACGCAGCUCGUUCCCAAUGGGGUGCGGUUGGUGGGGGGUAGUGGGAAGGAGAAGGGAUGGUUCUACUUUACACCUCGGGUAGCUGGAGGUAAGAGUAGGAACCUGUUCACUGUAGGUCCUUCUUCUAUUAAGGGGUGGAAGGAGAAGUUUUUCUUUGUGGAUGAUACGGAGUGGGGGAGGGGGGAUGGGGAGGUGGAAGAGCUUAGUAAGUGGAAGGGGAAGAGGAGAAAUCUGAACCAAUACCGGUUGGGGGAGGUGGAGAAGGACGAGGUGAAGAGGUUAGAGAGGGGUGGGGGCGAACUGAUGAACAUAAUGUACCUCACCAAUCCAGAAGUGGGGGAGUCGUCUGGAAUCUAUGGGACGAGCUUGUUGAGCAGAGAAGAAAUGAACCGUUUGAGAGAUGGGGGUAGACUCGUACGAUUACCGGAGAAGAGGCCAAGGGUGUCAGCCCCUGGUGCUCAAGAGGAAUGGGUUGGAGGUGGGACUUCAAGGCCUCACCCAGGUGGUGGACCUCGAGCUGAGGUGGGGCCUAGCUCUGAGCCUAGGAGGGGCGCAACUGAGGAGGUUGCCACCCGGAAGAGGUCAAGGGUGGAGGAGGUGCAGCCUCUACAGAUUGAGGCGCCGACCGAGUUCGUGCCUCGGCCAGCCCUAGUGCAGAUCGACCCGGCACUUCGGGAGACUGAAGUGGUGGCGCCUGGGAGGGGGAAGAGCUCUGUUCCCUACCCUCGGCAGGUGGCCAGCUUCUACGACUCGGGAAGGACGGCUGCGAAGCGCUUCAUUGGCGCCCACUUCCUUGAGGUGGAUCUGCAGAGGGCAAAGGAUGAAUUGGCUGCCAAUGGGGGAUUUGGGGUAGUUCGGCAAGCCCUGGAGACUGCUAACUUAGUGAAUGCAAUGGCGGUUGAGUUCUUUGACUGUCUCCACGAGCAGAUUGCCUUGGUGAAAAGGAACGAAGAGCUAAGCCGCCAAAAGGAGGAGGCGGAGAAAAACUUCGGUGAACUGACCUCGGAGCUGGAGAAGGUCAGGGAGGAGUUGGCCAACUCGAGGAGGGUUGCCGAGUUGCAGGAGCAGAAAAGGAAGAAGUGCGAUGAGGCACUUACAGGGAGGGAGAGUGAGCUGGCCGAAGUGGAAAAGGCUGCCGAGCUGGCGGUCCACAACUCUGUGGAGGAGGACAUUUCGGACUUCGUGAAAUCUGCCACAUUCACCGAGGUGGUGGACCUCUACCGUUUGCCAACGUUGGUAAUGGCCUUCGCUGACUGUCGUAAGAAGGUGAAGGCGCAGAAUCCAGAGGUGGACGUGACAAGCAUUACUUUUGGACUUGAGGAGGCAGGGGUAGAGGAGAACGGGGAUAGCAAAACAGCGGAGUUUCGUCCUGAGGUGAAGUUGACUUGGGAACGGGACGAGGCUGGGGAAACUAUCCUCCCACCGACGUUGGACUUCGAGUUCGUCGCUGUGGACGAGGAGGAGGCCGAGGUGGCACCAAGGACGGAGGUGGCGGACAACAUCCGAAAUGAAGAAGUGGACCAACAGCUCCAGAUCAUUGAUUGAGCUCGGCCAGCUCAUCCUUUGUAAUUGUUACAAUUUUUAGGUUAUGUAAAGAACGAUGUGUAUUUCAAUUGGAAUGAAUGGAUUGAAAUUUUGGAAAUGUAUGGUGUGUAUUAUGGUAGUAUUAAAAUGACUUCUGACAG
Rubroshorea leprosula is the source of this 2366-nucleotide messenger RNA. The record is from the annotation of a GenBank genome assembly. NCBI's taxonomy places the organism in Eukaryota, Viridiplantae, Streptophyta, Magnoliopsida, Malvales, Dipterocarpaceae.